AUUCUUAAAAGGUCCCCCCUCCAAUGUGCUCACUUCCCCCCAAGGGGAACGCGUACCCCCAGUUGGGUAGCUUGCUUUACACAAUAUUACAAUGUAAUCAUGGGCGUAUUCUUGGCACGUUUGACUGACGGCAUUGCCUCAAAAUACAUUUUAGACAGAUAGAUAUCGAUUUUUACAUUAUUUAGCCUUUACAUUUUGUAAUUUGUUGCUUUUGAAAUGCGCUAAAUAAGUAAAGAAAGCUGCCUUGCCUCGGUGAGUUGUGUGGCUUGACCAAACUUGCAGCAUGCUCCGCCCCCUCCGUUCUUCUACGUGUUGGGACUUGGUGUCUUUAACUUACAAGCAUCCCGGAGAGAGGAGGGGGGGAAAAAAGUGAAGCCCUUCAACCCUUUUUUGGGGGGGUCGUUCGGUAAAAUUAAGUAGCCUCACAGCUAACGUUGGUCUGUCAGCGUUUUUCAAGACGUCAAUCGGACGUCAGUCUGUUUUUUUUUCGUUCGCCGUGUGGAUGAAGUUACGCGUGGAAAGCGAAUGAUCUUUAAAGCAGGAGCUGCUUAGAUCUUACGAGGGAGUUGUCGGAUAUCUGAUAAGGUUUCUGCUCUACUUUUUCCCCCCCGGUUCAACGCACGGAUUACAGAAAGGUUUUUGUCUGCGUCGCAAACUCAAUCGGGUUACCCCCAAGAUCACUCUGUUGGGAAUGUUCGGUGGUUGUUGAGCAGUUCAAAGAGAGAGAAGGAACCUUGGUGUGAGAAUGGCGCUGAAGGCCAGGGUGUUGUACGACUUCCAUUCGGAAAACCCAGGGGAGAUCUCCAUUAGCGAGAACGAGCUGGUGAGUCUGUUCAGCGAGGAGGAGCUGGAGGGUUGGUUGGAGGGCAAGAACAGCAGAGGGGACGUCGGCCUCAUCCCAGCCUCCUACGUGGAGAUCAUCAGGGACCGCAUCAGCUCCAACAACAACAACGGGUUCUCCUCCCCCAAAGUUGGGACCCCCACCCAUGCCUCCUAUCCCCAGCGAGGACCCGAGGCUGGGAGUGUUGGCAGCGGUGGGGGCAGCUUCCACACCAGCCAGGGGAGCGAUGACGACUGGGACGACGACUGGGAUGACAGUUCCCCGGCCACGGAGGCCCCGAGGAGUCUGGGCACCUCGCCCGCUUCCUUGUACCCGGUGACCACCACGCUGCCGGCCAGGCGCAGUAGCUCCCUGCAACCUCAAGCUAAGAGCUCAGCCACAGUGGGGAGGAACCUGAACCGGUUCUCCACUUUCGUCAAGUCUGGAGGAGAGGCCUUCCUUCUAGGGGAGGCGGCUGCUUUUGUCAAAGAUGGGGACAGGAUCUGCGUGGUGAUGGGCAAGCAUGGACCCGAAUGGCAGGAUGAUCCGUACCCCUUUACGUGCACCAUUGAUGACCCAACCAAGCAGACUAAGUUCAAAGGCAUGAAGAGCUACAUGUCCUAUGGCUUGACACCAACUCACACCAAUGUUCAAGUCAACCGCAGGUACAAACACUUCGACUGGCUGUACGCUCGGCUGGUGGAGCGUUUCCCGGUCAUCUCGGUGCCACACCUGCCGGAGAAGCAGGCCACCGGCCGCUUUGAGGAAGACUUCAUCUCCAAGCGAAGGAAAGGUCUUAUUUGGUGGAUGAACCAUAUGACCAGCCACCCUGUGCUGGCCCGCUGCGACGUCUUCCAGCAUUUCCUCACGUGCGGGACAGACGAAAAGGCCUGGAAACAGGGCAAGAGGAAGGCAGAGAGGGAUGAGCUAGUCGGGGCUAAUUUCUUCCUCACGAUCAGCACGCCCACCGUUCCGCUCGAUCUUCAGGAAGUGGAGAGCAAGAUCGAAGGCUUCAAAUCCUUCACCAAAAGGAUGGAUGAGAACAUUGUGGUCGUCAACACCACCAUCAAUGACUUUGCGCGCAAGCAGAUGUCAGGAUUCAAGAAGGAAUACCACAAGGUCGGACAAUCCUUCAAACUUCUCGCACAGGCAUUUGAGCUGGACCAGCAGGCCUACUCAGGCGGUCUGAAUAAAGCCAUCUCUUAUACCGGUGACGCCUACGAGGCCAUAGGGGAUUAUUUUGCAGAUCAGCCGCGCCAGGACCUGGACCCCAUUUCCGAUCUGCUGGAUCUCUACAGAGGACACCUGGCCAACUUUCCUGACAUCAUCCAUGUGCAGAAAGGUGCGCUGACCAAAGUGAAGGACUGUCCUGCGCAGGAGGGCGAGCUCCAUGACCGCUGCAACAUCAUCUCGUGCGCCACGCUGGCCGAGAUCCAGCACUUCCACCGCACACGCGUACGAGACUUCCGAGCGCAGAUGCAGCACCACCUCAGGCAGCAGAUUGGCUUCUUCCAGAAAAUCACAUCCAAGCUGGAGGACGCGCUCCAGAGGUAUGACAGCGAGCAGUAGGAUAUGAAAAGAAUUUGGGAGUGGAAGGGGAAUAAAAGUCUAUUAAGUUGUAAUAGACUGAAGAACAGACGAAUGACUGAUAAGUUUCAGUGAUGGAGUACAUAUCCUCAAAAUACAUGUACGCGCUUGAAAUCAUGAAUCCUGGACCAUUAUGAAAAACAAAUAUGACUGUGGAUAUUUGAGAAACAAGAACGGGGCAAGGAUUUUUUUGGGGGGGGCGAUGAUCCAUACGCAUUUGAAAAAUCAGCGGGAUUUGCAAUGUUUUUACGGUGGCGGCUGCAAGCGCUCGGCUGCUGUCUGCAUUAUCCUUCAAACUGGAUAUUUUAAAGGGAAAAGCACCCCAAAAAUUGUAUUCACAGUUGUAUGUUGUCUGCACUUCCACUCAUCUGCAUGUAACUUAUUAUUGUAAGGAAAAUUUGGGGCUUGGCUUCCCCUUUAAGCAUGAAAAGACUCUUUAAAAUCUUUUUUCUUUAUAUGGAGUGCAAAGGUGAACGUACUGCAGGACGCCAUUUCCAUGAAACAUUGUGGAGGAAAGGGCACGUUGAUUAUACAGGCAGACAUUUUGUGCUUCCACGGACCAAUAAGUAGCCCGACUAAGAUGGAGAAAUAUAAAUGUGUCACUCGAUGAUUUUUGUUUUUGCAUCUUUUCGUUGUUGACGUUUGAGUCAUUAUGCAAUGGUAAGAUGCUUCACAUAUACCAUCCUUCUUGAACCAUAAAAAAAAAAAUGUUAUGGUGGAAAUCACCUGUACCCGCUGCUGUGGUGGUCUUGUGAUUUCAUGUCUUGACUUCUGCGCGGGAAGUCUGGGUUCAAUUCCCUCUCCAGCUUCCCGCAACCUUGAACUGGAUAAAUGCGAGUGAGAAUAAAUGGAUGGAUGGAAAUCAUGUCAAGUGAUCUGCCAUUAUUCAAAUCUCUGUUGCGUAACAUCGCUGUUCAAUGAAAAAAAAUGCAUUCAGCAUAUUUUUCAGAAAAAAUUAAAUUUUGGAGAUGUGCCAUUGGCCAGUGAUAACAUUUUACUUCCUUUGACUGAAACAAAGCAUGCUAAGACUGACUGCCUGUUUGAGAAAGCUGAUAAGCUGUGCGAGGUUGAGGUCGAAUUAUAUUAUUUGUCUUUUACUCACACCAGUAAGGUCGGGGUGGCAAGAGUAUUAAAGAAAGUUUUGUUUCAACUUUAUUCUGCAAGAAUCCAGUCAAACAUUCAGUGUGUUCUUUUAAUAACUGAUACUAUUGUUGAUGCCUCUGACAUUCUUUCCGUUGAACGCUGUAUUGACGUUUCAGGUUUUGUUUUACCGUGCCUGUUCAUGAACCCAGUGAUGUUUGUUAAAGGGCAAUUGUCAUUGUUCAUGGGGUGCAUAUUUGUUCAUUGUAUUACAACAGGACAGUAUUUCCAUAAAUAAAUGGAUAUAGGACAUAGUUCAA
Messenger RNA from Hippocampus zosterae (dwarf seahorse), 3807 nucleotides. RefSeq names its product sorting nexin-18-like. Gene Ontology annotation, biological process: mitotic cell cycle; cleavage furrow formation; protein transport. Gene Ontology annotation, cellular component: plasma membrane; cytoplasmic vesicle. Gene Ontology annotation, molecular function: protein binding; phosphatidylinositol binding. NCBI's taxonomy places the organism in Eukaryota, Metazoa, Chordata, Actinopteri, Syngnathiformes, Syngnathidae. The coding region runs from base 746 to 2389 and encodes 547 amino acids. The transcript has 4 exons. The record is from RefSeq and is a predicted model, not a curated record.